UCUGUCAGCGUGGGAUGGAAAUGUCACUAGCUCCCAUGAGUUACAGUUAAUUUGCAAAAGUGCACGGUGAGGCUGUCCCACCGCGUCUCUAGCCCAAUUAUGUGAAGUUAUUAAUAUCUACGAUAAAGGUGCUGCAAACUUAUUAGGAGGCAUAUGCCAAUUUCUGGGCAGUUCACUCCAAAACACAACUGAGCUGUCACCGCGAACGUCGCUGCUGCAAAGACCAUGCAGCUGCUCUGGCUCCAGACUCACCUGCCUUGCGCUGUCCCAAGCAGAGACUGCUGAACCUGACCGUGUGAAGAACCAUGCUGUCUGGCUCCUGGCGUCGGUCUGUGGGGCCGACACAACCUGCGACGGCACCCGUGGUGAACCCCAGCGCGAUGACUGUGUGUGGCGUUCCCAGCGGUACUGUGGUUCUUGAGGCUCAGUAUGACUACAGCUACCGUGGGUCAGAUGGACGACAAGUUUGCAUAAGAGAAGGCGAAAGGUUUAUUCUCCUGAAGAAGACAAAUACAGAUUGGUGGCAGGUGCGAAGGAUUGGUGCAGCCAGCAAAACAAAGCCAUUGUAUGUCCCUGCUACAUAUGUGACUGAGGUACCUAUCACACCAAUGCCUUCGCCCCAACGCCUUGUCUCGUCCGUCUCCCUGCACUCCAACAUGAGGAUGCUACCCCGAGUUUCACUCUCUCCCAGCUUCACUGGAACUGGCAGUAAUGAACAGAGUCAAGUCAACAAACCCAUGUAUAGGUCCAUGGAAAACCUUAACUCUUAUAGCAGUGCCUUCCAGAGGUCUGACAGGAACCCCAGGAUGAGGGAAAACCAUUUCCCCACCCUGCCUUUGUCUGGACUCACCUGUACAUCCAUAUCUUCCACCUCCCAGUCAGGUCACCUCAUAAUCCCAAGGUCUCCUGCAGCUUCCAUGACUCAAACAAACUCAUCAAAUCCCAGGGUGGUCCCUACAAUCACCCGGAGUCAGAGCUCCAACAACCUGCCGGAUAACCUGAACGAGAACCCGUAUGACGAGGUGGGGGGAAGCCUUGGCAGUCGCAUCAACCUUAAGGCUCCUAAGAAGUCUUGCAGCCAGUGGGACAUGGUGGGGGCUUCAGGCAGGAAAAACCAUCUGCAGGUUCCUUCUGAGGCCUAUAUGUCCCAGCUAUCCUGGCAGGACUCCCCUAUUUAUGCUGAAAUGCAGCCAGAGAAGCAUCUGUCCCAGCAGGAGCCACCCAUCCCGGCUCUGGGCCAGCAGCCUCUGCAGAUCAUGGACCUAUGGGAACAGUAUUCUGAUGCUGCCACGGGUAGAUGCUAUUAUGUCAAUAGCAUUACCAAGGAGAGGUCAUGGAAACCCCCUCGACGGGCUCGCUCUCAGUGGACCGAUAAGAGUCCAACACAGCAGGGCAGUCCAGUACAGGCUCAGAUGUUACCCCGGGACACCAGCCAUCUGUCACUACCGCUCUCCAAGACUGGCAAUGGAACGAUGCACAAGCUAUCUCCUGAUUAUAUCUUCGGCAGUCACCAGAGAAAUACUGACAAUAGCUGGCAGAUGAAACAGAGCAUCAAGCGAGCUGUCUCCUCCGACACCUUGAGCACAUCUGCGUUCACAAAGACAGAAGGACAGUGCCAUAACUAUGGAUCCCACCAGGAUUCCAAGCAGCAGCUCAGCCACUUGCAGUCUGCGAUCCUGCCUGAGAAUGAAACGCUGUGCAGAGAUUCCUCCUGCAAUGUGACCAACAUCAUCAUUGAAUCUCCUUCUCCACAGAGCUCUCCAGACAGUGACGGAUGCACGCCGGAGCUGGAAAAAGCAGGCCUCUUAAACAAGACAAAGAUUGCAGAAGGAGGCAGGAAACUGAGGAAAAACUGGAGUCCUUCCUGGGUGGUGUUAGUUGGAAACAGUCUGGUUUUCUUCAAGGAUCCAAAAUCUCAGACACCUUCUAGCUGGAAACCAGGAAACAGCCGUCCAGAGAGCAGUGUGGAUUUAAGAGGAGCGCAGCUGAACUGGGCCAAAGACUUAUCCAGCAAGAAAAAUGUCUUCAAGCUGCGGACAGUCACCGGCAAUGAGUUCCUGCUGCAGUCAGAGAUAGACUCUAUGAUCAGAGAGUGGUACAACACCAUCAAGAAUGUCAUCGACAGGCUGGAUCGGGAAAAUCCAUUAGAUAACAUCCUUCAGUACUCUUUGAGGAGAGCUGGUAGCGUGGAGAUGCUGGACCACAGUGGUGAUGAGGAUGAGAGGAGAAGUUCUCUCCCUCGCUCUGCGUCCAACCUGGAAAACACAGAGAAGAAAAGAGUGAAGACCCGGCUGAAGAAACUGAUCCUGAAGAGACCUCCUCUGCAGGCUCUGCAGGAGAAAGGACUCAUUAAAGAUCAGGUGUUUGGCUGCCGCCUGGAGAUGCUCUGCGAGAGAGAGAAGAGCACCGUCCCUCGCUUCGUCAGACUUUGCACGGAGGCCGUGGAGAAGAGAGGACUGGAUACUGAUGGCAUCUACAGAGUCUCGGGAAAUCUGGCUGUGAUUCAGAAACUUCGCUUUCUGGUGGACCACGAACGAGCGCUGACCACAGAUGGCCGUUUCAUGUUCCCAGCGGACCUGGUGCAAGAGGAGAAGUUGAAUUUGGACCAGAGCGAGUGGGAGGACAUCCAUGUCGUCACAGGGGCUUUGAAACUUUUCUUCCGCGAACUUCCCGAGCCACUCGUUCCCUACGGCUUCUUCACCGACAUCGUGGAGACAGUCAAGAUGAUGGACCACAUGGACAAAGUGGAUCGGCUGAAGUGUCUGGUGCUUAACAUGCCCCCUCCAAACCACGACACCCUGAAGUUCAUAUGCCUGCAUCUCAGACGAGUGCUGGAACGUUCAGACACCAACAGAAUGACCACCCAGAACAUUGGCAUUGUGUUCGGGCCGACCCUGAUGCGCCCGGAGUGUGAUAAUGGCAACAUGGCAGUGAACAUGAUUUAUCAGAACCAGGCGGUGGAGCUAAUCCUGAGCGAAUUCGACCACAUCUUCGGAACAAGAGGCCUCUCUUGAUCUUUUCAGACCAGGAGGUUGUGGCAGCUCAGUACGCUGCCCCCCGAAUCAGACUGAAGCAGAAGCAUUGCAGCAAUGGACUUUAGACUUACAUUGUUUAAGAUGGAUUUCACAUUAAAAGAUAAUUGCGGGGUAAAAAGAACCAGGACAUAAAGCUGCUAAUCAUGACAUCUGGCCUCCAUAAAAAGCCAUGUUAAAACAAUAAUAGUAAAACAAGCCAAUUUUAGCUGCAAUGCUUGUGCCUUUGAGCACAGAUGUGGAGUCCAGCCCCAGGGCAGCCCAGUGCUGGAAUAGACGCCUCCUAGUCACUUCUAGUUGAUGUUUCAGACUAGAUCAGAGUGAAUAAAAAGCCAUAAAACUGAUAAAUCUCCUCCAACCAGAAAGUCAUCAAGCAACAUGAGGAGGAACGUGUCUUAACGUUGCUCUGAAACAGAACGUAGCAGAACCAUCUCACUGUGAAAAGCACCAGCAUUUCUUGCAGAACAAACAGACAAGGCUCCACCCACAGCUUUAGUGUGGAUUUACUGCAAACUCGAAAAAUAUGCACCCAUACUAAGAUUAAUUUGUGUAUUGCUUAGAUGGAUGAGUUGAAGUUGUUUUGAGUGUUUCUAAAGAUUAAACUGUAAUUUUCAGUGAAUGGAUGAAUGUGCCAAUUGGGCCACAAAUGUUCCUUUUAGUAUUUUAGUGUGAACCUUCAGAGCUUUUCUUGUACAAAUAUAAAUCUGUUUUAUUAGUACAAAUUUUUUGUGUUAAGUUAAAUGUAAUUAGCUACAUUUCUGUCUUUAUCACCUAGAAAAACUUUAAGAAGAUUGUGUAAGCUCAACGUUCUUUGAAAGUAAAAUAUAACUAUUAAUAAGAUGAAGAGGUUUUUAUGUUUCUCCGUCCUGUCAUCAGCUCUCUUCCAAUAAAAACAUGUGAGCAAAUGUGAUCUGUUGUGAGAUUCGCUGAGGAUGUCCCUGCAAGGUUGUUUGUUGCGAGUGGCGAGUUUGCGGCCAGAAAUAGCAGAGGCGUGUGGAGGUAUGUGGACUUCGGAGACUCGGCAGGCAGAGUUGUCUCCUGUGAUUGGUGCGAAUGCUGCUUUUAAUAACAGAACAAAAGGGGAACUGGAAAUGCAUAUGUUUUGAAAAUGUGGAUUUUCCCCUUCAAACCCUCUCACUCUGUGGCUUGGGUAAUUUUAUAUUGGCUUUGGGUUUGGCAGAAGACAAAAAAAGCACUGAAAAGGAGGCACUGCAGGGGAGUUGGGGGUUAAGUUUUUAUUAGUAGUGUUUCUUCAUUUGUGUACUUGUGUUUGAAGUCGUGUGAGCUGAUUGAAAGAGGCUAAAACUGCAUUUGACUGAUGAGGAGUUGUCUUAGCUUUAUCCCUGUUAACUUGCGAGAUGUCCUUAAACUUGAUUGGCUCAAAUAUUUUCAUCUUAAACAGACAAACCGCUCCUAUUUAAUUCCAAGAUGUUUUCAUGGUUUAUACCAGAGUUUGUACGCACGCCCUUCAAUCAGAGGUGUCUUUUUUUCAUAAUUUUUGACAGUGCUGAACCAGAGCCUCCUUGCAUUAUAUUAGAGGUUUGCAUUCAGUUUAUUGUCUUAGCACUGAUGGAUCCAAUAUUUCAGCUGUAUGUGAUGUUCUUGCUCCAAACGUUCAGAUAGUGGGGUAUUUUCUGUCAAUAAACCAAAUGUAUAAAACAGUU
Messenger RNA from Girardinichthys multiradiatus, 4696 nucleotides. It is a transcript of the gene arhgap9, whose product is annotated as Rho GTPase activating protein 9. NCBI's taxonomy places the organism in Eukaryota, Metazoa, Chordata, Actinopteri, Cyprinodontiformes, Goodeidae. The record is from RefSeq and is a predicted model, not a curated record. Gene Ontology annotation, biological process: signal transduction; regulation of GTPase activity. Gene Ontology annotation, molecular function: protein binding; phospholipid binding. Gene Ontology annotation, cellular component: cytoplasm. The coding region runs from base 306 to 3014 and encodes 902 amino acids. The transcript has 21 exons.